AUAAUGAAAUUGUUGAAAGAUGAAUUGAAAACAAAGUUGUAAUAGAAGAGUAACUAAAUAAUAUAAACGGGCACCUUCAACUUACCCUUGCUUUGAAUUGAAAUUAGGUUUAGGUCAAACAUUUUGAGGACUAUUUUGAAGUAAUUCAUUACAAAUACUGUUUCCGUAUGAAACGUUACUAAUAUUUUCUAUUGAAAAUGUCAUUGGAACAAACGGCUUGUGAUGACUUGAAGGCUUUUGAACGUCGACUGACAGAGGUUAUAGCAUGUCUUCAACCAGCCACUAUGAGAUGGAGAAGUAAGUACAAGAUUUAUUUCCUAUGCUUAUAUGUAGAUAUUAUUUAUAAUAAUUUUAUCUUAUGUAGUAUUCAAGAAUAAAGGUCAAUUUUCAGCUAUAUGUGAAGUAGAUUGUUCGGCUUUUGCUGCAACCUUCAGCCUAAACUAAAGCCAAAGGUUGAAUUGUGCAAGUUGCAGAAAUUUCAACAGUGGUAGAGCCAAGCGGUAGCUUUUGCUGUCGCACGGAUGGGCCAGCUCGAACCGGGGUGGUACCACGACCUCACAGAAUACCAGCGUGAAGUAGAGAUUUACCUCUGUGUUGCGCUUGGUGAGUGCAGGUGGCCGGAGGCCCAGUUCCCCCCCCCCGCCCCCCAUCAACAUGGUAGUGGAAUUAAAUACAAGACUACCCCAGGAGGGUACCAGCACCCCUGGAGAAUCCCUCGCUGAGCAUCCACGAACAAACUACUUCACUCCUGAGCAUGGGUGCUCAGGCUGCCCCGCGUAUUCUGGGGGGGGGCAAAAUUCCGCUCGUGACUAAUGCUGCUCGGGGCAAGCGGAGCAAUACAACCAAGGCGACCCCUGUCACGCUAUCCGUGAAUUUUUGCAACAUCAGGGGACUUCAUUCCAACCUUAACGCUGUCCAUUACCAUUUAGAGACGGCGAAGCCGGCCUUGCUCUUUUUAACCGAGACUCAGGUGUCCUCUCCGGCUGAUACUUCAUAUCUCUCCUACCCGGGAUACAAAUUGGAACACUCCUUUGUGCCCCGGGCUGGAGUUUGUGUAUACGUCAGAGAGGACAUCUGUUUUCGACGCCUCGGCAGCCUUGAAGGUACGGACCUGUCCAUCCUAUGGCUGCGCGUAGACAGCGACGACCAUCCCCACGUCUACGGGUGCCUCUAUAGGUCCCAUAGCGGUAAUGCCGACACAGACCGACUCAUCGACCACGUCCAAAUGGCUGCAGACUCCAUGCUACAACAGGUCCCAUCCGCAGAGAUCGUGAUACUCGGUGAUUUCAACGCCCACCACGCUGAAUGGCUUGGUUCUCGUUUAACCGAUCAUGCGGGUAGAUCUGUGUACGACUUUGCUUUGGCAUAUGGUCUAACACAACUGGUUACUUCGCCUACGCGGAUCCCAGAUGUGGAAGACCAUGUACCUUCCCUGUUGGACCUUCUCCUGACCUCUCAUCCGGACGGAUAUCAGGUCUCCGUCGAUGCCCCUCUGGGCUCUUCGGACCAUUGUCUGAUCCGGAGCACGGUGCCACUCACGCUCCAAUCGCAGUUUCGAUCUACAGCUUGCCGCCGUGUUUGGCACUAUAGGUCAGCUGAUUGGGACGGGAUGCGGUCUUUUUUUGCAUCCUACCCUUGGGGGCUUGCUUCUCGCCGGAAGAUCCCAGCGUUGUUGCCGAUUCUGUUGCUGAUGUGGUACUUCAGGGUAUGGAACUUUUUAUUCCAUCCUCUGUGGUGCCCAUCGGAGGCAGAUCCCAGCCAUGGUUUGGUCGCUCCUGUAAAAUAGCAUCACGCUAUAAGCAGGAGUGCUACCGGGCCUGGGCUGACGCAUCAACGUCUCGGGAUUUAAACACCAGCGCACUUAAAAAGAAGUAUAAUUCCGCCUCCAGGUCCUUCAAAAGCGUCAUUGCCAAGUCAAGGUCUGAGCACAUCGGCAGAAUUGGCGAGAAGCUAGUUCGCCUUCCUUCGGGAACCCGUGCAUUCUGGUCUCUCGCCAAGGCUGUCCAAGGGAACUUCUGUCAGCCAUCCCUCCCAUCUCUGCACAGAGAGGACGACUCACUGGCCCAUGCCGCAAAAGAGAAAGCCGAUCUGUUGUGCUCUCUUUUUGCGUCUAACUCGACUCUAGAUGACGGGGGGAAUACACCGCCGACCAUCCCGCGAUGUGAGUGCUCCAUGCCGGAUGUGCGAUUUACACAGCGCUCGGUUCGCAAAGCACUCUUCUCCCUGGACGUCAGCAAGUCGAGUGGGCCCGAUGGAGUCCCUCCCAUUGUGCUGAAGACGUGUGUUCCGGAGUUGGCACCGGUUUUAACGCGUCUUUUCCGGUACUCCUACUCCCAAGGCGUAGUCCCGAAUUCAUGGAAGACAGCUUUGGUCCACCCGAUCCCUAAAAAAGGCGACCGCUCUGACCCGUCCAACUACAGGCCUAUCGACAUCACCUCCUUGUUCUCCAAAAUAAUGGAAUCCAUUAUAAACUGCCAGCUCAUGAGGUACCUUGAGGAUCACCAGCUGAUCAGUGACCGUCAGUACGGUUUUCGUCGGGGUCGAUCAGCAGGUGAUCUUCUAAUUUACUUAACUCAUAGAUGGGCGGAGGCAGUAGAGUCCAAGGGGGAGGCAUUGGCCGUUAGUUUGGACAUAGCGAAGGCCUUCGAUCGGGUCUGGCACAAGGCGCUUCUUUCGAAGCUUCCUUCCUAUGGGCUUCCCGAGAAAUUGUGCAAAUGGAUCACCAGUUUCCUUGCUGAUCGGAGCAUCAAGGUCGUAGUAGACGGUGCAUGCUCUGAUUACAAGCCUAUCAACGCUGGUGUUCCACAAGGCUGCGUGCUAUCACCAACGCUGUUUCUCCUGCAUAUCAAUGAUAUGUUGCUAACUGGUAGCAUUCAUUGCUAUGCAGACGACAGCACUGGGGAUGCCUUAUAUACCGGCCGUGCCAAUAUUUCUCGAGAAAACGUCGCCGAGUACCGAGACAAACUUGUGUCUGAAGUCGAGUCUUUGCUUAACAAAGUCUCGGAUUGGGGCCGACUAAAGUUUAGUCCAGUUCAAUCCCCAGAAGACACAAGUUUGCGCGUUUACCGCUAAAAAGAACCCCUUUGUCGUAUCUCCUCAGUUUCAAGGCACUCCCCUUGCUGCCUCAGCCAGUAUCAGAAUCCUUGGCGUCGACAUAUCGAAUAGCGUGCAGUUUCGUGGUCACUUGGAAGGGAAGGCCAAAUUGGCCUCUAAAAAGCUUGGCGUGCUCAGCAGAGCGAGACAGUAUUUCAUGCCGGCACAUCGCUUGCAACUUUACAAAGCGUAAGUUCGGCCCCACAUGGAAUACUGUUCUCAUCUCUGGGCCGGGGCACCCCAGUGCCAGCUCCUUCCACUUGACCGCAUCCAGCGCAGAGCGAUUCGAAUCGUUGACGACCGAGUUCUUUCCGAUCGGCUCGAUACACUGGCACUGCGUAGAGAUGUUGCAUCUCUUUGCGUAUUUUAUCGCAUCUAUCACGGGGAGUGCUCUGAGGAAUUGUUCGGACUAAUUCCAGCCGCUCAAUUUCACCAUCGCACGUCGCGACAAAACUCGCGUUACCAUCCGUACCAUUUGGAUGAUUGGCGGUCCACCACUGUGCGAUUUAGAAGAAGUUUUCUCCCUCGCACAACUUCUUUGUGGAAUCAAUUACCACCAGCGAAUUUUCCGAACCGAUACGACUUAGGAACCUUCAAAAAAAGAGCUUACACCUUUCUAAAAGGCCGGCAACGCAUCUACAAUUCCCCUGAUGUUGCGGUUGUUCAUGGGCGGCGGUAGUCACUUACCAUCAGGUGAGCCGCAUGCUCGUUUGCCCCCUAUUCUAUAAAAAAAGAAAAAAAAAUUCUUUUAGCACUAGCAUCAAGUAAAGUAGUCUAAAGUGAUGUUUAAAAAUUAAGUUAUAUUAUUUUUUUCUUUAUUUAAACUAAACUCUAUUAAAUUAACUAUUUAUUAACCAAAACAAUGGACUUCACUUAAACAUUAUGUCAAAGUUAAAGCUUUUAUACUUUGUGAGUGAAUAGUGACUUGGUGCAAUUCCUUUCAUUUAUGAGAGCAAUUAGUUUGUCACUCUUCUUGUACACUACAAUAUUAGAUGAUAAUAAAAAAUUACAGUAAUUAAUCAGUUGUUAUUAGGUAAAAUAACCGGCCAAGUGCGAGUCGGACUCACGCAUGAAGGGUUCCAUACCAUCGUAAUACAAGUUUCUGAUAGGGGAGCAGCUCCCUUCAAUUUUUAAUUUAUUUUUAUUAUUUGUUAUAGCACUGCAGCAACAGAAAUACGCAUUCUGUAAAAAUUUCAACUGUCUACCUAUUACGGAUCAUUGAGAUACAUCCCAAUGACAGAGAGACGAAUAGACGUAGGCUUAGUAAUAGGGUCCUGUUGGUUACUCUUCGAGUACGGAACUCUAAAAAAUAUGUAUGGUACUUUUUACAUAUUAUAUGAGGGUGUGAAUGAUGUUCCAGUUAACAAAUAUAGACAAUAACUAUAUAUUAGUUGUUCAAAUAAUAGCUCAUUACCUUAUUCAUCCCAUGUAUUAUAAAUCAAAUCCUAGUUGUAGAGUUGUUCCACUUGUACAAUACAAAGUAAAUAUUUUGAUUUUAUGUAAUUACCCAACUGCUCCAGAAGGAGGGUAAUCUUUUUCGAAUGUAUGUAUGUCCGUACCCUAAACAGCUUGAUGGAUUUAAACAUAGCGGUGUCAUUAGAUUCGUCUUAGUCGUGGAAGUGACAUAGGGUAUAAAUUUUUUCUGUUUUCACUAAACUUUUUUACUCAGUCGGGUUUGUUUGUUUUAUCCUUUAGGCAUUUUAAUGUAUUAUAUUUUCUCUUUGUCUAAUUUUAAUAUUUGAUUUUCCAGUCCUUUUGGCAGUUGUAUCUGUGUGUACUGCAAUAGCGGCAUGGCAUUGGUUGACUGAUCCACUUACACCAGUGGUUUCCCUUACACAGUCACUUUGGAAUCACCCAUUCUUCGCAUUUACCUCAACAUUUUUAGUUGUAUUAUUUAUGAUGGGAGUGCAUAGGAAGGUUAUAGCGCCCAGUAUAAUUACGGCACGCACUCGCUCUGUUCUAAAUGACUUUAAUAUGUCUUGUGACGAGACGGGCAAGUUAAUAUUGAAACCAAGGCCGGCGAACAAUUAAGAUUUACUUAUUCUAUUUAUUAUCCAUUCUAGACAUUUGUAAUUUGUAAAUAUUAUAUAAGUAUUAAAUGCUGUGUUAAUUUGUAGAAAAUAAAACGAAGAUACU
This is a messenger RNA of Parnassius mnemosyne (clouded apollo), 5229 nucleotides long. NCBI's taxonomy places the organism in Eukaryota, Metazoa, Arthropoda, Insecta, Lepidoptera, Papilionidae. The record is from the annotation of a GenBank genome assembly.